UUUCUUUUUCUCCUUCAUAUAGUCAUCUUAUUAUAAUCAAUGAUACAAUCUCUUAAGUUUGGUCUUUACAAUUUCAUCACUUCCAAUAGUGUUGGAGUCAUUUUAAGGAAACCCAAGUUUCAGGUUUUGGUUUCUGUGAAUUUGACAAUAAUGGGAUCUAAGAAAAGACCCUUUUCAACAUCAUCAGCUACUGGAAAACCAAAUGAACAAAUGAGUGUUGCAGCUGAAAAGGGUGUUUCAAAGGAAAAUGGUGGCAAGAGUGGGGAGAUUCUUGUGGAGGGUAUGGAAACAGUAGAGAAAAUGACUGUUCCUCAGCUCAGAGUAAAACUUAGGAGUCUUGGGAUUCCUUCCAGAGGUACUAAGCAAGAACUUGUUGCUUCUUUGAAGACUUUCCUCGACAGCAAACUUGAUGAUGCAGGAUCUGUGGCACAGGAGGAUAAAGUAUCAUCUGAGGAGAGUCUAGAAGUAGCAGAUAACCCUUCAAAAAAGAAGUCUAGAAAAGUGCCAAGUAAGAAUCGUGACCAAAGCGACGUUGCAUCCGAGGUUCCUACUACUCGGCAGACGAAAAAACGAGUCACGAAAGGCCAGACCAAGGAUACCAGUUUUGACAUUAUUGUUAAACAAGCUGAAAUUACCCAAGAAAUGUCCAUUGAAUCUAAUGAUAUCAAAGGCAAGAAAAAUGUACGAGCAAAGAGAAAAGUUUCAUCGGCGACUGCUUCAGCACACAUAGGAGUUUCUGAGGCUGUUGUUCUUUCUGUAAAUCAAGAUGAACCUUGGACUAUUUUCGCUCACAAGAAGCCUAAAGAUGGGUGGAUUGUAUACAAUCCUAAAACAAUGAGGCCACCUCCUCUUUCUAAGGAUACUAAACAUGUUAAGUUAUUGUCUUGGAAUGUCAAUGGUCUGAGGGCUCUAUUGAAGUUAAAGAAUCUUUGCAUACAGCAGCUUGCUGAUAGAGAAGAUUUUGAUGUAAUAUGCCUACAGGAGACUAAACUUCAGGAGAAAGAUGUUGAAGCGAUCAAGGAAAGUCUCCAUGACUAUAAGAAUAGCUUUUGGACGUGCAGUGUCUCUAAGCUUGGAUAUUCUGGUACCGCAAUCAUCUCACGGAUUAAACCAGUUUCUAUCAAAUAUGGUCUCGGUAUACCAGAUCAUGAUACUGAAGGACGACUUGUCACGGUGGAAUUUGAUAACUUCUAUUUACUGUGUGGAUAUGUUCCAAAUUCUGGUGAUGGACUACGCCGAUUGACAUACAGAAUUACAGAGUGGGAUCCUUCUCUUGGCAGUUACAUGAAAGAGCUAGAAAAGUCGAAACCUGUUGUUUUGACCGGUGAUCUAAAUUGUGCCCAUGAGGAGAUAGAUAUUUAUAAUCCUGCUGGAAAUAAAAGAAGUGCAGGCUUUACUGAAGAAGAAAGACAGUCUUUCGAAACGAACUUUCUAAACAAGGGGUUUGUAGAUACAUUCAGGAAGCAGCAUCCCGGUGUCGUUGGUUAUACUUACUGGGGUUACCGCCAUGGUGGACGUAAAACUAAUAAAGGAUGGCGGCUUGACUACUUCCUUGUCUCGGAAUGCAUUGCUGACAAGGUGCACGACUCAUACAUUCUCCCAGAUGUAGAUGGCAGUGAUCACAGUCCCAUUGGCCUUGUCCUGAAGCUGUAGUAGGUUCCAAGUACCAGCCAUCGUUUUUGCUAAUUCCAACAUCUUUGAUCGUCUUCUCGAAGAAGAUGGAACCAUAACAAGAAAACGCGACAGAGAUUAUAUUCAAGAAGCUAACAUGGAGUACAUAUUUGGCUCAUAAGGCUUUUUGACAUAUAAAUGGUGAAUCCUGAUUUUUGUGAAGUGGCAUACAGGAUUCUCAUAUGUUCAGCUAUUUUUGAUGCCUUGUUGAUUCACAGAGGAAGCAAAUGUGAGUGUCAUAAUACUCCUGUUGCAACUUGUGUUUUUUGUUUAACCUUCCAGCGUUUGGAACUUACUAACCUAACUAAUUUGGAUUCACAUCGUAGAAAGUCUGUGGUGAUGUUAGUGCUCUCCGUAUUUUUGCCCGAACACACUGAUUGGCUAGUUCUAAUUUCAUCACGUGCUCAUAAUCUAUUGAUCCAAUUAAUUUGAA
Molecule: messenger RNA, 2104 nt
Organism: Solanum stenotomum
Lineage: Eukaryota; Viridiplantae; Streptophyta; Magnoliopsida; Solanales; Solanaceae
Product: DNA-(apurinic or apyrimidinic site) endonuclease, chloroplastic
Exons: 12
Coding region: 40-1653 (537 amino acids)
Biological process (GO): base-excision repair
Cellular component (GO): nucleus
Molecular function (GO): phosphoric diester hydrolase activity; endonuclease activity; DNA binding
Source: RefSeq, a predicted model, not a curated record